GAAAAAGUUUAUAUAGAGAAAGAAUCGCUAUUUGAAUUCAAAUAAGAACUGUAUAGGCCAAGAAUAGCAAAGGCAAAAUGACUAACCCAAGAACUUUAUACGAUAAAGUUUUCGACGAUCACGUUGUUCAUAAGGACGAAUCGGGAUCAUACUUAUUAUAUAUUGAUAGACAUUUAGUUCAUGAAGUUACAUCUCCACAAGCGUUUGAAGGCUUGAAGAACGCCGGUAGACCAGUUAGAAGAACCGACUGUACUUUGGCUACCGUUGAUCAUAAUAUUCCAACGAUUUCUCGUGCUAAUUUCAAGGACACUGAUACUUUUAUUGAACAAGAAGAUUCCAGAUUACAAGUUAAAACAUUGGAACAAAAUGUUAAGGAUUUUGAUGUUACUUUCUUUGGGAUGAGUGAUAGCAGACAAGGGAUUGUUCAUAUUGUUGGACCGGAACAAGGAUUCACAUUACCGGGUACCACGGUUGUUUGUGGUGAUUCUCAUACUUCAACUCAUGGUGCCUUUGGUGCAUUAGCCUUUGGUAUUGGUACUUCAGAAGUUGAGCAUGUUUUAGCUACCCAAACCAUUAUUCAAGCCAAGUCCAAAAAUAUGAGAAUCACCAUUGAUGGUGACUUACUGGAAGGGAUCACUUCAAAAGAUUUGGUUCUUCAUGUUAUUGGAGUUAUUGGUACUGCUGGUGGGACCGGUACUGUUAUUGAAUUUGCUGGUAAAGCCAUUGAAAACUUGUCGAUGGAAGCAAGAAUGUCUAUUUGUAAUAUGGCCAUUGAAGCCGGUGCUCGUGCUGGUAUGAUUAAACCAGAUCAAACUACUUUUGAUUAUAUUAAAGGUAGACCUUUAGCUCCAAAAGGUGAUGAAUGGGAAAAAGCUCUCAAGUAUUGGAAAUCUUUACAUUCUGAUGAAGGUGCUCAUUUUGAUUAUGAUAUUAAAAUUAAAGCUUCCGAUAUUGUCCCAACAAUCACUUGGGGUAAUUCUCCUCAAGAUGCUUUACCAAUUACUGCCAGUGUUCCAGAUCCUUCAAAUGUUAGUGAUCCAAUUAAAAAAUCCGGGAUGGAAAGAGCUUUGAAAUAUCAAGGUUUAACUCCAAAUACUCCUUUUAAAGAAAUUAAAAUCGAUAAAGCUUUUAUUGGUUCUUGUACUAAUGCUCGUAUUGAAGAUUUAAGAGCAGCAGCAAAAGUUGCUAAAGGUCAUAAAAAAGCUGAUAAUGUUAAAUUAGUUUUAGUUGUUCCUGGUAGUGGAUUAAUUAAACAACAAGCUGAACGUGAAGGUUUGGAUAAAAUUUUUGAAAAUGCUGGAUUUUCCUGGAGAGAAGCUGGUUGUUCAAUGUGUUUAGGUAUGAAUCCUGAUAUCUUGGAUCCUGAAGAAAGAUGUGCUUCUACUUCUAAUAGAAAUUUCGAAGGUCGUCAAGGGGCUGCUUCAAGAACUCAUUUAAUGUCUCCUGCAAUGGCUGCAGCUGCUGCAAUUAAGGGUCAUUUCACUGAUAUUCGUGAAUAUGAUUAUGAUUUAACUGAUGAACCUUCGAUUGCUAUUCAAGCUGAAGAAGAUAAAGAAUUACAAGAUGCUGUAUACGAACAUGAAAAACAACCAAUUGAAUCUAAUCCAUCUUUAGAAGAUGAUAGAUUAAAUGAUAUUCCAAAAGAACCAGAACAAAAAAAGACUAAAGUUGCUGGUGCUCCUUCUGCUGCUGGUGGUAUGGAUAAAUUCACUACUUUAACCAGUAUUGCUGCUCCUUUAGAUAAAGCUAAUGUUGAUACUGAUGCUAUUAUUCCAAAACAAUUUUUGAAAACUAUUAAACGUACUGGUUUGAAAAAUGGUUUAUUCUAUGAAUUAAGAUUUGUUAAAGAUCCAGCCACUGGUAAAGACGUUGAAACCGAUUUUGUUUUAAAUGUUGAACCUUAUCGUACUUCUGAAAUCUUAUGUGUCACUGGUGAUAACUUUGGUUGUGGUUCAAGUAGAGAACACGCUCCUUGGGCUUUAAAAGAUUUUGGUAUCAAAUGUAUUAUUGCUCCUUCUUUUGGUGAUAUUUUUUAUAACAACACCUGUAAAAAUGGUUUAUUACCAAUCAGAGUACCUCAAGAUAUCAUUGUUUCUAAAUUGCAUCCAAUUGCUACUGCUGGUAAAAAACUCACUGUUGAUUUACCAAAUCAAAAAAUUUUAAAUGCUGAAUCUGGUGAAGUUUUAGUUGAUCAUUUUGAAAUCGAAGAAUUUAGAAAACAUUGCUUAGUUAAUGGUUUGGAUGAUAUCGGAUUAACUUUACAAAAAGAAGAUUUCAUUUCUAAAUACGAAGCCCAAAGAAAAGACCGUUUCUCCUUCUUAGAAGGUGGUUCUAAGUUAAUUAAACCAAUUAAAGGUGCCAAAAAAUCUUUAUAUGGUGUUAAGGCCCAAGAAUGGUAA
Hyphopichia burtonii NRRL Y-1933 is the source of this 2399-nucleotide messenger RNA. RefSeq names its product 3-isopropylmalate dehydratase (gene LEU1). Gene Ontology annotation, cellular component: 3-isopropylmalate dehydratase complex. The coding region runs from base 78 to 2399 and encodes 773 amino acids. The record is from RefSeq and is a predicted model, not a curated record. The transcript has a single exon. Lineage: Eukaryota; Fungi; Ascomycota; Pichiomycetes; Serinales; Debaryomycetaceae. Gene Ontology annotation, molecular function: 4 iron, 4 sulfur cluster binding; 3-isopropylmalate dehydratase activity. Gene Ontology annotation, biological process: L-leucine biosynthetic process.